GUCAAUUUUGACUUGUUACUGUCGAUAAUGUCAAAUAUCUAAAAUGGUAAAUUAAGAAACAUUGAUGGGGUUUUUUCAUUCCAAAUAUAUAUCCUUGAACCUGCAAUGUUUUGGUAAAAGACGUCAGACACGCAUUUCCAUUGAAACUACAAAUGCAAUCAAAUUAAUCGUCCUAUCCUUAAGGUCAAAUGCUAGAAUCGUAGAUCAUCGUUGGUUGAUCAGGCCAGAAGGUGGACUCAACAACAGGGUCGUACAAGAAUUUGUACAAGCUAUUCAACGUGGAGAUACUAGAACUAUACAAACGUUAUUAGAUACUGGAUAUACUUUAAGGGCUUGUCAAGCUUUAUAUACAUAUUUAAAUAGAUUGGAAGAUCCUUUAAUUCCGUUACCUAUACAAUCUUUAGUUUUAGAUGGGAAUGAAGGUGUUCCUGCAACUACGGUUGCUAGUGAUAUCAUGGGUCUUAUAAACCAAGAACUAUCUGAAAAUCAUGCUGAAUUGAUUUCGCUUAUACUUUAUCUUAUGGAUAUGAUGAUAAAAUUCUCGCCUGCUGACGAACUACAAGGAAAUGCGUGGCCAGCAUCGAUGUUGCCCAUAUUUUUUGAUUUGCAGUCACGACAUAUGGUCGAAUGGAGAAGAAUAGCAACAAUUUUCUAUGAAAUGAUUAAACAGGCUGGUGACUAUUUAUAAAUUUUUAAAAGACAAAGAAUAAGAAAAUUAGAAGAUUCAUUUCAUUUAUUUAAAAGUAUUUAAAAUAUAAGCUUACAAUACCU
Messenger RNA from Diabrotica virgifera virgifera (western corn rootworm), 771 nucleotides. RefSeq lists its product as uncharacterized. Bases 65 to 688 code for a protein of 207 amino acids. Lineage: Eukaryota; Metazoa; Arthropoda; Insecta; Coleoptera; Chrysomelidae. The record is from RefSeq and is a predicted model, not a curated record. The transcript is spliced from 5 exons.